AUGGGAGCUCCUCUGGACGGAGUUGAGAGUUAUAGCCGCCGCGCCGGAGCUUUCUCCGGCGACGAUCGCCGCUUCCUGAAACAUGUUCACGAUAAUGUCCACGGCAACAUUUACCUCGAUCCUCUCUCCUUGAAGUUUAUCGAUACUGAACAAUUUCAGAGGCUUCGAGAUCUGAAGCAGCUUGGUCUAACAUACAUGGUUUAUCCUGGGGCAGUUCACUCUCGCUUUGAGCAUUCGCUUGGGGUUUAUUGGCUGGCCAAUGAAGCAAUGGAUAAACUGAAGAAAUAUCAAGGCUUGGAGCUUGGCAUUGAACCCAUUGAUGUUCAGACUGUUAAACUAGCAGGGCUACUGCAUGAUGUGGGACAUGGGCCGUUCAGUCACAUGUUUGAACGGGAGUUUCUUCCAAGAGUUACUGAUGGCUGCAAAUGGUCUCAUGAAGAAAUGUCUGUGAAGAUGAUAGACUAUAUUGUUGAUGAGCAUAACAUUGAUAUUGAUUCUGAGAAUCUUAGUAGAGUCAAGGAGAUGGUAGUUGCGUCUGAGAAAUCUGCAUCAUCAAGGAGCUCAAAGGAAAAGAGUUUCCUGUAUGACAUUGUUGCAAAUGGGCGCAACUCCAUAGAUGUUGACAAAUUUGACUAUAUAACUCGCGAUUCCCGUGCUUGUGGUCUCGGCUGCAGCUUUGAAUUUUCAAGGCUUUUUGAAACAAUGCGAGUUAUAGAUGAUGAGAUUUGCUAUCGAGCUAAGGAAUAUCUCACUGUCCACAAGUUAUUCUCUACUCGAGCUGACAUGCAUAGGACUGUUUACAUGCAUCCUAAAGUAAAGGCCAUUGAACUGAUGUUCGUUGAUGCUUUGGUGAAAGCAAAUGACUCUCUUCAAAUUGCAUCGUAUAUUGAGGAUCCUGCCGACUAUUGGAAGUUGGAUGACACGAUACUGAAAACCAUCGAAACUUCUUCCGACCAAGGUUUGAAGGAAUCCAGGGAUUUGAUUCUUCGCAUCAGGAGAAGGGAUCUUUAUCAGUUUUGUAACGAGUUUUCUGUUCCAAAAGACAAACUUGAUCACUUCAGAAAGGUUUCUCCCAAAGAUAUAAUCUGUUGCCAGAAAUCUGAUGGUAUUUCCCUGAGUGAGGAUGAUAUUCAUGUGACCAAUGUCAAGAUUGACUUGACUUGUGGAAGGAAAAAUCCACUUGAAAGCAUCAACUUCUUCAAGGACUACGAUUGCAAUGAGAAAUUCCAUAUUGAAGAUGAUCGUGUCAGCCACCUGCUACCAACAUAUUAUCAAGAUAUGAUAGUGCGUGUAUACGCCAAGAAACCUGAAUUGGUGGAGGUAGUUUCCGAGGCUUUUGAAAAUUUUCAGCUUAAAACCUAUGGGAUGAGGGCCCAAGUCCAUUCAACUCCGGAGAGGAAGAAACGCCCAAAAAUGCGUCCGCUGUGA
Oldenlandia corymbosa var. corymbosa is the source of this 1428-nucleotide messenger RNA. The record is from the annotation of a GenBank genome assembly. Lineage: Eukaryota; Viridiplantae; Streptophyta; Magnoliopsida; Gentianales; Rubiaceae.